AUGGCCGUGGGCGCAAACAUCAGCGUAUUGAGCAAUUUCCUCCUUUCGGGCUUUUCAGAUUAUCCACCACUCCGAGCUGUGCUCUUCGUGCUGUUUCUGGGAAUCUACCUCCUGACUCUGGCUGGAAACCUGAGUCUCAGUGCUCUGAUCAGAAUGGACUCACACCUCCACUCCCCCAUGUAUUUCUUCCUUGGGAACUUGUCCUUUGUUGACAUUGUUUACACUUCCUCCAUAGCCCCAAGGAUGCUCUGUGACUUUUUCCGGAAGCAGAAGGUCAUCUCCUUCGUGGGCUGUGUCACUCAGUGUUUCUUCUUCAUCGGGAUGGGAGGCACGGAGUGCUGCCUCCUGGCAGCCAUGGCCUACGACCGCUAUGCUGCCAUCUCUCACCCGCUGCUCUACCCGACUCUCAUGUCACCCACCGUCUGUGUGAGGAUGGCCACAGCGGCCUAUGCAGGAGGAUUCCUCACUGGCUUGGUCCAAACCACCUCCACCUUCCAGCUCCAUUUCUGUGGGUCACGAAUCAUUCACCACUUUUUCUGUGACCUACCAUCCUUGUUGGAUUUGUCUUGUUCCAGUACCUUCCUCAACCAGGUGGUGAACUUUCUUGUUGUAUGUGCAGUUGGGGGGACAUCGGCUCUUGUGGUCUUGGUUUCCUAUGGCUACAUCAUCACGGCUGUCAUAAGGAUCCAUUCCACCUGCGGACGGAUGAAGGCUUUCAACACGUGUGCCUCUCAUCUCAGCACAGUGAUUCUCUUCUACGGCUCCGGUCUCUUCUCAUACCUCCAUUCGAGUCCUGGCUAUUCAAGAGACAAGGAUAAGGUUGUGUCCCUGUUCUAUGGGGCUGUGAUCCCCAUGUUGAAUCCCAUCAUCUACAGUCUGAGAAACAAGGAUAUCCAAGAAGCGCUGAAAAAACUCAAGGAGAACAAGAAACAGAUGUCUCCUCUGUGCCUUGUAGUCCCUUAA
This is a messenger RNA of Perognathus longimembris pacificus (Pacific pocket mouse), 963 nucleotides long. Its product is annotated as olfactory receptor 5A1-like. The coding region runs from base 1 to 963 and encodes 320 amino acids. Gene Ontology annotation, molecular function: G protein-coupled receptor activity; olfactory receptor activity; odorant binding. Gene Ontology annotation, cellular component: membrane. The transcript has a single exon. The record is from RefSeq and is a predicted model, not a curated record. NCBI's taxonomy places the organism in Eukaryota, Metazoa, Chordata, Mammalia, Rodentia, Heteromyidae. Gene Ontology annotation, biological process: G protein-coupled receptor signaling pathway; sensory perception of smell.